CCUCACGCACACGCGUGUGCCUUCCUUCCCCCCAGGAGUCCUCUAUUGCCGGGAGAGAGGGCGAGGAAGAGCUCUGCUUGCGAGACUCAAUGUUUCUCCCGGGCCAAGUGCCCCUUGAGCAGCCAGACACGAGCUACGGAAGAGGAAGAGAGAAGAACCCCCAGUUUGCUCUUGCUACAGUUGUUGCUGCUGCCGCCGCUGCUGUUUGAAGAGGGUAUUCUCAUAAUUGCUGAAAAGCCGAGAUUCCAGAUGGCUAAUGCUAUGAAUGGCCGGAACCCUGGUGGCCGAGGAGGAAAUCCCAGAAAAGGACGGAUCCUGGGCAUUAUUGAUGCUAUCCAAGAUGCAGUUGGACCACCUAAACAAGCUGCAGCUGAUCGAAGAACUGUUGAGAAGACUUGGAAACUCAUGGACAAAGUGGUAAGACUAUGCCAAAAUCCCAAACUGCAGUUAAAGAACAGCCCACCAUACAUACUUGAUAUUUUGCCUGACACUUACCAACAUUUGCGACUCAUAUUGAGCAAAUAUGAUGAUAACCAGAAACUCGCACAACUCAGCGAAAAUGAGUAUUUUAAAAUCUACAUUGAUAGCUUAAUGAAAAAGUCAAAACGAGCAAUUAGACUCUUUAAAGAAGGCAAAGAAAGAAUGUAUGAGGAACAAUCACAGGACAGGCGGAAUCUCACCAAGUUGUCCCUCAUCUUCAGUCACAUGUUGGCAGAAAUCAAGGCAAUCUUUCCUAAUGGGCAGUUCCAAGGGGAUAAUUUUCGUAUUACAAAAGCAGAUGCUGCUGAAUUCUGGAGAAAGUUUUUUGGAGACAAGACUAUCGUGCCAUGGAAAGUAUUCAGGCAAUGUCUCCAUGAGGUUCAUCAAAUUAGCUCUGGCUUGGAAGCAAUGGCUCUAAAAUCAACGAUUGAUUUAACUUGCAAUGAUUACAUUUCAAUUUUUGAAUUCGAUAUUUUCACCAGGCUAUUUCAGCCCUGGGGUUCCAUCUUAAGGAAUUGGAAUUUUUUAGCCGUGACACAUCCUGGUUACAUGGCAUUUCUAACCUAUGAUGAAGUCAAAGCACGGCUACAGAAAUACAGCACCAAACCUGGAAGCUAUAUUUUCAGGUUAAGUUGCACUCGAUUAGGACAGUGGGCCAUUGGAUAUGUCACAGGAGACGGUAACAUCCUACAGACCAUACCUCAUAAUAAACCUUUAUUUCAAGCCCUGAUUGAUGGUAGCAGGGAAGGAUUCUAUCUGUAUCCUGAUGGACGGAGUUAUAAUCCUGAUCUGACGGGAUUAUGUGAACCCACACCACAUGAUCAUAUCAAAGUUACACAGGAACAAUAUGAAUUGUAUUGUGAAAUGGGCUCUACUUUCCAGCUUUGUAAAAUCUGUGCAGAAAAUGAUAAAGAUGUAAAGAUUGAACCUUGCGGGCAUUUGAUGUGUACUUCUUGUCUUACUGCAUGGCAGGAAUCAGAUGGUCAAGGCUGUCCCUUCUGCAGAUGUGAAAUAAAAGGAACUGAGCCCAUUAUUGUGGAUCCUUUUGAUCCAAGAGAUGAGAGCUCCCGGUGCUGUAGCAUCAUCGAUACCUUCAGUAUGCCAAUGCUGGAUUUGGAUGAUGAUGAUGACCGUGAAGAAUCUUUAAUGAUGAAUCGUUUGGCUUCAGUUCGAAAGUGCAAUGAAAGACAGAAUUCUCCAGUGACAUCACCUGGAUCUUCUCCUCUUGCACAAAGACGAAAGCCACUUCCAGAUCCUCUUCAGAUACCACAUCUUAGCCUUCCACCAGUACCUCCCCGCCUGGAUCUCAUUCAGAAAGGUGUAGUUCGUUCUCCCUGUGGCAGCCCAACCGGUUCACCAAAGUCUUCUCCAUGCAUGGUGAGAAAGCAAGAUAAACCCCUGCCGGCACCUCCACCUCCCUUAAGAGAUCCUCCACCACCUCCACCUGAAAGACCACCUCCCAUCCCACCUGACAACAGAUUAAGUAGACAUUUCCAUCAUCUGGAAGGUGUACCUUCCAGAGACCAACCCAUGCCUCUUGAAGCCUGGUGCCCCAGGGAUGUGUUGGGGACAAAUCCAUUGCUAGGAUGUCGAAUCUUGGGGGAUGGCUCACCCAAACCUGGACUUACUGCAAGUUCAAACAUAAACGGAAGGCAAAGUAGGAUAGGCUCUGAUCAAGUACUUAUGAGAAAACACAGACGCCACGAUUUGCCUUUGGAAGGAGCUAAGGUCUUUUCUAAUGGUCACCUGGGAAGUGAAGAAUAUGAUGUCCCUCCCCGGCUUUCCCCUCCUCUUCCAACUACAUCCUUCCUUUCUAACCUAAAGUGUCCUAUUCCUUUAACAAAUAGUCUAUCAGAAAAAAUAAAAGAGAACAUAGAGGAAGAGGAUGAUGACUACAAGAUUCCUUCAUCCCAUCCUGUAUCCCUGAGCUCACAACCACUUCAUUGUCAUAGUAUAAAGCCUGCUGUACGGUCCUGUGAGAAUGGUCAAUGUAUAAUGAAUGGAAUACAUGGUACCUCAUCAGAGCUGAAGAAAUCAAAUCCCCCUGAAUUAGGCAUAUAUAUAAAGGGAGAUGUUUUUGAUUCAGCUAUUGUUCCAGUGCCAUUACCACCUGCCAGACCUCCAUCCCGGGACAAUCCAAAGCUUGAUUCUUCACUCAACAGGACGCCCUCUGAUUAUGAUCUUCUCAUCCCACCAUUAGGUGAAGAUGCUUUUGAUGUCCUUCCCCCAUCCCUCCCACCACCCCCACCUCCUGCCAGACAUAGUGUCAUUGAACAUACAAAACCUCCUGGCUCUGGGAGCCGGCCAUCCUCAGGACACGAUCUCUUUCUUCCUCCUUCAGAUCCCUUUUUUGAUCCAGCGAAUGGCUUAGUACCUAUGCCUCCUGCUCGGAGAUUAACAAGUGAAAAUGUCAAAACAAACAGGAUAUCUCAAGACUAUGAUCAGCUUCCUUCAGCUUCAGAUGGUUCACAAGCUCCUGCCAGACCCCCUAAGCCACGGCCCCGCAAGACUGCACCAGAAAUUCACCAUAGAAAAGCCCAUGGUCCUGAAGCAGCAUUGGAAAAUGUUGAUGCAAAAAUUGCAAAACUUAUGGGAGAGGGCUAUGCUUUUGAAGAGGUGAAAAGAGCCCUCGAGAUAGCCCAGAACAAUGUUGACGUGGCCCGUAGCAUCCUAAGAGAAUUUGCCUUCCCUCCUCCUGUUUCUCCAAGGCUAAAUCUAUAGCUGCCUGGAUUUUGAAUCUCUCAAAUGGAAAUCAGCAGAUGAGGAAUUCUAGGAAUGUGUAAGGGAGAGCAAAUGCAAGAUGGAUUUCAGAAGAGAAAGUUUUUUCUCUCCUUUGCAUAGAAGAAAGCCCGACUGGUGCAGCUUUUCAAAGGAAGACAGCUGCUAUACUGAAGAUGUAAAUGGGCUGCGUGCGGCUUACAAUAUUUUUGCUAGCCAUACUUUUAAAUCAGGGUUGAACUGACAAAAAAAAAAAAUAAUUUAAAGAAGUUUACUUCCCUUGAACUUUGAAUCUGUGAAAUGCUUUUCCUUGUUUACAAGUUGGCAAGUUACAGUUUUGUUUUGUUUUGUUUAAUUUGAUAUCUGUACUGUAUGUGACCUAUAUGUGACCCUUUGUAGUAUAGACAAGUCUACUGUAGCAUUUCCUAGUAACUUCUCUCCCAUCCACAUCAGCAGCAGAAUCAUCAGGAUUUAUUUCAAUUUGAUUUUCCCCUUCACGUGCCCAUUUCUGUUUCUCCAGUUUAUAUAUGUUAAUGAUUUUUGAAUUUUAACUUAGUGAACAAAUGCAAAAAAAAAAAAAAAGUAUGUGGCCUUCACUACUGAGUCUUUUCUUCUGAAACCAUCAGUUUGGGGUGGUGGGAGGAGGAUGAGAGGGGUAGAAUCUCAAUGUAUAAUGCAUUAUUUUAUCAAGGAACUAUCCUUUCUGAGGUAUUUGCGCAGUGAUAAAGAACUACCUUUCCUUUUACUGUAGAUACUGGGGUGUUUCAUCUACCAAAAUCUGAUCUAGAUCAUCACAGUUCUCCAAAAUCUAAGAGAUGGCCAUACAACUGCUGCAGAUAUUCGUGAAAUUCAAAUGCUAUAGUGAAGUUAUUUAAUGAGGUCACCUGCUAUUUAUGCCUCCACUACCUUUGGGCAUACUGAAUAAUGCGGCCUCCUCUUUGAAUUAUGUUAAUAAUUUUCACAUAAAAUUAUGGUCAAACGUUUUUUUCCAGAGUGGAAUACAGUUCAUUUCCUGUUUGAAUGAUUAUACUUGGUUCAUAACGGCUUUGGGAACCAGUUCAUAUUAGCUUGGAAACUUUAAAUCUUUGAUGCACUGUUAAGUGCUAAUGCUACUGUGGCAAUAUAUUUUUCCAAAGUUCCUAGUAAUUUCCUCCUUGUGCACUCAAAUUAGAAUCCAUAUUUAAUUUGUAGACUCACUCCUUCAUUGCCCCUUCUAAUUAAGUGAAAGUAUCUAAAAAUUCUUCAGUCUUAUCAUACAGAGGUGGUUCUUUCAGAAGCCAUUUUGUAAAAUUUAAUCAAUUAGCAAAUAUUAAGUACCUGCUACAUAUAGCCAGCACAAUUUUAGGAACUGCACAAACUGACACUAGCUGACCCUAGAUUAAUCUUUCCUUGUUAUAUCUGAUCUUCUCUUUGCAAAAUGACCUCUAAUUUUAAGACAAUAUUUUUUAAAUAGCUCUUUUUGGAUUUCAGGGCUAUUUUCAUAUUUCUUUGCCUUAUUUUUGGAUUUCAGGGCUAUUUUCAUAUUUCUUUGCCUUACAGAAAGACAGAAAAUAAGAUAAAGCUAAAUCAAUGUCCUCCUUCAUCCUGAAUUGCCUGGUCCACCUAAGAAUAUUCUUUUCUAAUAUAAACUAAUCUUGAGCUUAGUAUGUGUCUUCUGCCACUCUCCUUCCUCAUUGGCAUAGUAGUAUGUUGUCAAAGAUAUCUGACUGAGGAAGCCUAACAUCAGGGAUAAAUUCACCUGCAGUCUACAGUAAUUUGAAGAAUAUUUGCCAAAUAUCUGAUACAAAAUGUUGACAAAAAAAGCAGGCCCAAUACACAUUAGCAUUGCCCAAAACUAAUUCCAAUAUUCCCGGGGUAGUUGGUAGCAGGGGUAGAGGAAAAACAUCAUAAACUCAAUUCUUUUCAGAACUGCACCUAUUAAUUUUUAAUUUUUAAGUCCCACAGUAGUAGAUGAUCAAAAAGACUUGAGACUUCUGCAGAUACAAGUUAGGGCUCUUCAUUCUAUUGCUUGAUUUCUGCAAAUAUCUCUCAGCUGAUGGUUGGCCAGAAAGGGGAAUUUGCUUUUUGCAUUCACUGUUCAUUCUGUGAAUAAGCAUACCAAAGCCCAAAUGACUAUAUUUUUAUUCUCCCUUUUCUGGAUUGCGGUAACUUAAUUUCUUCACUUUUCUUUUGAUAGCAUUCACAGCUUUCAGUUUUGUGCAUUGGUUCCUUCAUAAAGGAAACACCAUAUCCUACAUUAGCCAUGUUAAAGAAAUUUCUGGUUGUAUAUGUGUGCUAUUAAGAAACAAGUGGCUUCUUUAUUAGAAUAGCAAUCUGUUCCUCUUACCUUCACAAAAUUGAUGAAAAAAUAAUGCAUUACAACUUCUACAGGUUUUCAGAACUUAAAGUGAGCCUUCACCUAUCUGUCAGCAAAGAUAGUUGAACAUUUAAUAAAUUUGAUCUAAGAUCUUCAAAUCAAUGAGCACUAUUUUAAAAGUGAAAACUUUCAUGCACAGAAAACUUUCCAACUGAUCAAAAUAUCUACUUUUGUGUUCAACAGUUUACAUCUCAAAUGUUUUUCAUCUCAAAUGAACCUAUCAGAAAUUCUUUGGCAGCAAAGAAAAGAGAUACAUCAAACAUUAUAUUAAAUAUCAGAUGUUUUUUGAAAGAAUUGUUGCUCUCUUUUAUAGGGGACAUCAGAAAGAUUAUUUUGAAAAUAUCUAAGAUACUAAAAACUCCCUCUACUUAACAAAAACUUGUGCUUCUACAGUUAGAAGACGUCUAGAUUUUAUGUAUCUGUAACCUAAAAAGUAUAUAUAUGUGUGUGUGUAUAUAUAUAUACACACACACAUAUAUAUAUAUAUAUUUUUUUCUGUAUGUGUCAAGAAUAUCUACAGAAUUGUUUAUUUUGAUCAGUAUUCUGUAUGAUAGGAAGGUGAAUGGAUGAAAUUUAAAUUCCUGUGAGGUUUUUUGUGAACAGACUUUCCCCAUUGACUUUCCAGUUCUCUCAUCUCUAGCUUCUGCUGUUUAUUUGGUUUUUUAAUAUCUAUUAUUGUACUGCUAGGAAAAUAAGAUUGAUAUCCUAGCGAGACUCUCUAAAAGUUAACCAGAGUUAACUCUAAAAGCUAACCAUGCUUCAGCCUAACUCCUUUCCAAAGAAAUGGCUCUUAUUCUUCUUUCCUAUUCCUGAACCUUCACACGUUGGCAAAUGGUCAUUAGAGCCCUGAUCGUAACUCCCAAGGGCCCACUUUUUAUAACUGUCAGUAUUUCACAUUCCAAGAACACUUGGCAAAGAUUUCUUCAUAAUGUGAAUUUUUUUAUGCACCAGAAGCAUUUCCUGUAGAUGUUUGGAAUUUUUUUUCCUCUCAGAUUUUCAACUUGAAGCUUUACUUUGCACUUAGUAUCUGACUUGGUUAUAUUUUAAAUUUUUUGUGUCUUAAGCUUGACAGAUUUGGAAGCAAACUAUAGUACAUUUUAAAUAGUUUCAGGUACUACCUGUUAACCUGGAAUUUAAAGGUUCUAGGAAAAGUUUCCAGAAAAAAAAGACAGAAAUUGAGUGCAUAUUGAAGGGUUUUCUUCCAAAUAGCUAUUUUAUCAGCAAAAAAAAAAAAAAAAAAGAUACUUUUAAAAUUUUGUCUAACAUGUGGCAAAUAUAGUUAUGUGUUCAAUUAAUUUAUAUUUUAUUCAGCGUUCUUUUCCAAUUCUGGUUAUUAUGUAACCUCAAGUACUUUAUCUGUUCUUGUAAGGUAUUUUAUAAAAUGAAUGUUACCAGAA
This is a messenger RNA of Antechinus flavipes (yellow-footed antechinus), 6951 nucleotides long. RefSeq names its product Cbl proto-oncogene B (gene CBLB). The transcript has 19 exons. Bases 250 to 3201 code for a protein of 983 amino acids. The record is from RefSeq and is a predicted model, not a curated record. Gene Ontology annotation, molecular function: ubiquitin protein ligase activity; calcium ion binding; receptor tyrosine kinase binding. Gene Ontology annotation, biological process: negative regulation of epidermal growth factor-activated receptor activity; cell surface receptor signaling pathway. Gene Ontology annotation, cellular component: membrane raft; plasma membrane. Lineage: Eukaryota; Metazoa; Chordata; Mammalia; Dasyuromorphia; Dasyuridae.